UCCCGGGUGCGGCCGCCGCCACCCUGGUGCUUCCCUCCGUGCGGCUGUGUGUCCGUCCGUCUGUCCGCCCGCCCAGCCAUGGCUGCGCCGGCGCCCGCGCCGCGGAUCCUGUUACUGCUGCUGCUGCUGCCGCCUCCGGGUGCCCAUGGUGAGGUGUGUAUGGCUUCCAGUGGAGACCGCUUCCCCAAGUCCUGUCCUGUUUUCUGCUGUGGCACCUGUUACAACCAGUACUGCUGCCCUGACAUACUGGAGAAAGUUAUAUGGAACAAGGAAGACUGUGCUGAUACUCUGGACAGCUUUGCCAGUGUCAGGGAGAAUAUGGAGGAACUGGACAAGCUGACCUCUGACCUGGACAAUGACCCCAUGCCAGGGUUCGGGGCAACUAUAGCCAUUGGCCUGACCAUCUUUGUGCUCUUCGUUGUCACCAUUAUCGUCUGCUUCACCUGUUCCUGCUGCUGUUUGUACAAGAUGUGUUGCCAACCUCGCCCGGUUGUGACCACCACCACGGCCACCACCGUGGUGCACGCUCCUUACCCUCAGCCUCCAAGUGUGCCACCCAGCUACCCUGGACCGUCGUACCAGGGCUACCAACCCAUCCCCCCCCAGCCAGGGAUGGUGGCAGCAUCCUACCCGACGCAGUACCCACCACCCUACCCGGCCCCACCCAUGGGCCCACCUGCCUACCAUGAGACAUUGGCUGGAGGUGCAGCCGUACCCCAACCUCCUUACAACCCGGCCUACAUGGACCCCCCGAAGGCCGCCCACUGAGCACACCCCGCAUCUCUGGUUGCCACUUGAUACGUCAUGUCUGUGUAUCUAUGUAGGCAUAGCCUUUUCUCCUGUGCAGGGUGUGUGUGUCUUGUUUGUAUACUUGUGAUGUUGACAGGUGGGGAACAAUCCUCACCAGAGUUGCUGGGACCAUACUUUGUUCUCUUCCUCAUUUCAAAUUAUGCUUCCUUGAAAUUUCAAGCAAAAUUCAAAGAAUAGGGUGGGAGUUCACUGCCAGACCACUCCCAGGGAGACCAGGUGGGGUUUGUUACUCUAGGGUAGCACAGCUUUUUGUGGGCAAAAUGCACCCAUGCUCUGGUUUCAGCAGAAUGGCUGCUGCUUGAGGCUGUGGCCUGUCCCCAGGGUGUGCUUCCCCUCAAAGACCCAGAGCUGUGAUACAGGAAGUGGGUGAGGCUUGGGACCUGGCUAAGCUGGGUUUUGAUCCCCCAGUUUCCCAGAGCCUGUGUCAUGCCAGGUGGAAGGUGGGCAGCCUUCUAACAAACCGCCUGUCAGCGCCCCCCACCCCUGCUUGACAGCUGUCUGUCUAGACUGUUUCCGCAGCCUCUCUGGGACCACCUGGAGGGCCACGUCCACCCAUGGUCCUGGCUGCCCCGGCUGCCCCUGGCCCGACACAGGAGGGCAGGGUGGCCUCUGUCCAGAUACACUCAGGUGUCCUCCCUGCAGUGUUUUUGUUUUACUUUAGCCAAACUUUUUUGCUGUUUUCUGUUUUAAAAUGUGUGUGGUAGUUGCUCUGAGGCUGAAACCCCUGGGUCCUGGAGGGGGUGGCUCACAGAGGGACCAUCUGACCUGACAGGUCCUGCUUCCCUCACACCAGCCUCACAGAGUAUCCAGCUCCUGUACCUAGUCCAGUUUGUCCUGGCGCAGGGACACUUGGGCCAACCGGCCUCUGGACCAAAGGUGGAAGGGUGCCCCGGGUGGCUGCGGCCCAGACACGAAUACCUCGGUGUGCCCCGGCCCUCUGUUACCGUCUCACCUGAUCUGUCUCAGCUUUGUACCUGUUGAUAAGUCUGAGUUUGGGGUCUGCACCUUUGUUUAUAAUAAAUACAGACAUUUGGA
Messenger RNA from Molossus molossus (Pallas's mastiff bat), 1845 nucleotides. RefSeq names its product shisa family member 5 (gene SHISA5). The record is from RefSeq and is a predicted model, not a curated record. NCBI's taxonomy places the organism in Eukaryota, Metazoa, Chordata, Mammalia, Chiroptera, Molossidae. Gene Ontology annotation, cellular component: endoplasmic reticulum. The transcript is spliced from 6 exons. Gene Ontology annotation, biological process: positive regulation of canonical NF-kappaB signal transduction. Bases 79 to 768 code for a protein of 229 amino acids.